Trichoderma atroviride IMI 206040 is the source of this 576-nucleotide messenger RNA. Lineage: Eukaryota; Fungi; Ascomycota; Sordariomycetes; Hypocreales; Hypocreaceae. The record is from RefSeq and is a predicted model, not a curated record.
AUGCCCACCUUGGCCUGGUGUGGAUCGUUUAUCGACCAGGGCCUCAACAAGAGUUGCUGGGAUUGCUGCGACCCUGGGACGAUGGAUGGAUACCUGUGUCAACGCCUACGCUCAGAGUACAGCAGUUGGGUUCCGAGGGGCUACAGCGCAGUCAGGUAUCACGCCUUGGGCCUCUGCGUGCCUGGCGCUUUUUGCACGGCAUCGGAUGAUGAACCGAAUGGGCUCCAUGCUGCGUGGCAACACAGAAAACCGCCCAAUCGUGCCUGGCGAAUAGGGGCAUCCAGCCGGCCAUUUGCUGCCCUCGCCGCAGCAGAGAGCUUCGAAGUGUUCCAGAAUAUCAAGUCGCAUGCCGGUACGCAAUACACCUUGACCGCAUCUGCUCCAGGGGCCGCGGGGUACUUGCGGCGCCGGUACUCGCCGGUAGCGCAACCGGGUACCCCAAAGCUGGGGGAUACCUGCUGCCUCUCGCGCCUGCGCCGUCUGAACUCUCUGAGCCUGCCGCGUGUCGCCUGCAUCGCGCCCCCUCCCCCUCUGUGCCGCAUGUACCUGCCCGGCCGCGUGGUACCUGCGCCCUGA